UGGGCAAAGUACUUCUUCUUUCGUAACGUUAUGAACUUGGCUGCGUUGCAUAGGGCCCGAGUUCAUUCGAAUUGCUCUGCUUUAUUUUGGUCACCUGUCAGAUUUUGGAGCAAUAAUCCUCGAGCAUAAGGAUCCAAGCAAUUUUCCCAACAUCCGAACUGUUGAUUUUCAAACAUUAAUGGAGUGCGCAUCAGAUGGAACCAUCAUAAGAGUCAAAGAGUUGGACAGGAGUUUUACAAUUCCGAAGCGUCGGGGGGAGCAGAGUCUCCUCCCUGCCACAGGACAACAGCCUGACAUUGAGCACAAAUCGAUCUUGCAAGCUGAUUGCGAUGAAGUCUUGAAAACACUGAAAAGACCUGCCAGUGAUUACAGGAAGAGUGCAGAUGUUGUCCAACAUCACAACAGACCUAGCAUUGUGCUGGGAGGUGACCUGACAGAUACUUCAUUGCCGAAGGAAUUGAGGGAUCAGAUACAGCCAUUGUAUUGUGGUGUAUGUAAAGUUCAACUGAUCAACUCGAUUAGUGCUAAAAUACACUAUGCAUCUAAAAACCAUGAUAAGAAUAUUAGGAAGUUUUUGAUUUCCUAUUCCUUCCGGACCGGGGAACCAUUGCACAAGAGGGCCAGAUGGGAUAAGAAGCCUAUUUCUGAUGAUAAUGAUCCAAAAUAUUUCCACUGCAAAGCUUGUGAUCUUCCACUGACAGGAAAAGCUCAUGCAGAAUCACAUUACAUGGGGAAAAUCCACCAAAAAGUUAUCAGUGGGACGAGAAAACCAGCAGGAAGAGGAUACAUCGAUAACUCUGGACAUUGGAAACGAAGUUUCAUCCAAAUCGAUCCGAGCGGCAGAGACGGUUUUGGUGCUGGUUUUGCGGCGCUCGAAAACCACCCUGAAAAAGUGAACUCUUUGAGCUGCGAUCUCUGCCACGUGAAGGUAACAUCUUAUCCGCAGAUGGAAAAUCACAUUCAAGGAAGCAAGCAUCAGAAGAAACUCAGGAACACCUCUUUCAUUCAAACGAUUACGACGAAUCCCAAUGAACCAGAUUUUAGCACGUAUCGCACGCCGAGUGGACAGUUCUAUUGCAAGAACUGCAACAUCGUCAUGAAUUCCGAUACCCAAUUCACCAAUCAUUUGCAAAGUCGUAACCAUCUGAAGAAUCUCGAACCGAAAAGUCCAAGUGAAUGAAGAUGCCAAUUUUAACGCUUUAAUUUUUGUUUGUUUAACAACAUUCCUUAUUAGUUUUGUGUGAAAAACCUGAGAUUAUUUGUUAUUAUUUUAUUUAGAUCUAGGUGUGUGUCUGUAUUUAUUGUGUGUACCAAAGUGUUAAUGUUUUCAAAAGAUUUUAAAUGGAUUGAACAAAUAAAUGUGUGUAAUUUUCAUAAA
This is a messenger RNA of Nicrophorus vespilloides, 1378 nucleotides long. Its product is annotated as zinc finger protein 346-like. The transcript has 7 exons. NCBI's taxonomy places the organism in Eukaryota, Metazoa, Arthropoda, Insecta, Coleoptera, Silphidae. The coding region runs from base 179 to 1180 and encodes 333 amino acids. The record is from RefSeq and is a predicted model, not a curated record. Gene Ontology annotation, molecular function: zinc ion binding; nucleic acid binding.